Molecule: messenger RNA, 1914 nt
Organism: Nanorana parkeri
Lineage: Eukaryota; Metazoa; Chordata; Amphibia; Anura; Dicroglossidae
Gene: WTAP
Product: Wilms tumor 1 associated protein
Exons: 8
Coding region: 259-1440 (393 amino acids)
Biological process (GO): regulation of alternative mRNA splicing, via spliceosome
Cellular component (GO): nucleus
Source: RefSeq, a predicted model, not a curated record
UUCUCAGUCAUUUCCUCCUCCGCCGCCAUUUUGUGUCGGGGAAGCAGAGAAAGAAGAGCGCGGAGGGAGAGAACGGGGAAAACAAGAAGAGCGCGAAAGAAUAUAGUGUUUUAUAAGAGAGUCCGUGCGGUAUCGGAGCCACCGAGAGACCCUUUCCGUACCGAGAAAGACACACAGCCGCUUCCACCCCGCUGUGAUUGCCGGGCACUGUGCGGAGCCGGAGCCGCUCGGGUUGCGUAGCUCCCGCUCUAGGUCACAAUGACCAACGAAGAACCCCUCCCUAAAAAGGUUCGCCUUGCUGAAGCAGACUUCAAAGUCUUACCAAGGGAAGAGUUACUUCUCAGGUGGAAGCAAUAUGAAUCUUACGUCCAAGCUCUGGAGAACAAAUAUACUGACCUGAAUUCUAAUGAUGUGACUGGACUUCGAGAGUCUGAGGAAAAGUUAAAGCAGCAACAGCAAGAGUCUGCUCGAAGGGAGAACAUAUUGGUGAUGAGGCUGGCCACUAAGGAACAGGAGAUGCAGGAAUGCACGAAUCAGAUUCAGCACCUCAAACAAGUGCAGCAGCCCAGCGUUGCCCAGCUGAGAACUACAAUGGUUGACCCGGCUAUCAACUUGUUUUUCCUCAAAAUGAAAGCCGAACUGGAACAGACUAAAGACAAACUGGAACAAGCCCAAAAUGAACUGAGUGCCUGGAAAUUUACGCCUGAUAGCCAAACAGGCAAAAAAUUAAUGGCGAAGUGUCGAAUGCUUAUCCAGGAGAAUCAGGAGCUGGGGAGACAGCUGUCCCAGGGUCGCAUUGCUCAGCUUGAGGCAGAGUUGGCUUUACAGAAAAAGUAUAGUGAGGAGCUUAAAAGCAGCCAGGAUGAACUGAAUGACUUCAUUAUUCAAUUAGAUGAAGAGGUUGAGGGAAUGCAGAGCACUAUUUUGCUCCUACAACAGCAGCUGAAGGAAUCCCGUCAACAGCUCUCUCAGUUGCAACAGCAGCAAUCUCAAAAUUCAGCUAUCAGGACUCAAGCAGAGCCCAAGGAAGAAGGGGAAUCUAGUGGCAAGGAUUGCAGUCGCUUGUCAAAUGGACCAAGCAAUGGAGGUUCUUCUCACCAGAGAACUCACAGCUCUACAGGGCUUUAUAGAGAGAGUAGCAAUGCAGAAGGUGACUUUCCUGCAUCUCCAGUGAAUGAGGGCAAGUUGUCAAACCACUCGGAGGAGAGAACUGGUAGAGGGGGAAGCAGCUAUAUGAAUCCACUCAGUACUGGUUAUGAGAGUGUAGACUCGCCCACUGGAAGUGAGAACUCUCUCACCCACAACUCUAAUGACACAGACUCCAAUCAUGACUCUCAAGAGGAGAAACCGAGGAGUGGGAAAGGCAGCCGAACUGUAAGCUCCCGUCACAUUCAAAAUGGCUUGGAUUCUGGAGCGAAUAUGCAGGGCUCUGUUUUGUAAAAAUAAGAAAAUGUUUUUUUUUUGUUUUCUUUUUUAUACAUCCUUUAAUUUCAGAACUAAUACUGUUCAGUGCAUAUUUUGUCAUACUUUUUUUGCCUUUUGAGUUUUUUGUUUUUCAUUGUUGCUUACUGUAAUACCUCUGCCAAUCUGGAUGUUUUAACAGAUAAUUGCGUUGAAAGUUGUAAAGAAAAAUUUACAUUUGUUUAGAUUAUUUUUAUGUAAGGUAAUAAAAAGCUGAACUAAUUUAAAACUUGGAAAUUUCACAAAAAUGAUAUCUGUACAACGUGUACCCAAAACCUUUGCUGUGUAAUGGCAUUCCUACCCAUGUUUUCAUCUUACCUAGACAUCAACAAUCUUCCAUGGUACUGUGUGGGUUUGGCUGCCAAAGUUUGCCCAGUGACCUAGCUAUACCACAGGCUGGACUAUUAGAGUCCUCUGGUAGUUUCAGUGUUAAACACAGUUGCUUUCUUCAGU